Astrephomene gubernaculifera is the source of this 657-nucleotide messenger RNA. NCBI's taxonomy places the organism in Eukaryota, Viridiplantae, Chlorophyta, Chlorophyceae, Chlamydomonadales, Astrephomenaceae. The record is from the annotation of a GenBank genome assembly.
GAGGCAGCGGCGGUACGUCUGGGCAGUGCUGGGGAUGGCGAUGGCGAUGGUGGUGGUGGAGCUGCUGCUGCUGCUGAAACGGUACUUGGCAGCAACAGCAGCAGCAGUGCGGGUGGCUACGGUGGCGGUGGUUACGGCAGCAGUGGGGGUUACGGCAGCAUCAGCGGCGGGCUGCUGAGCGAGGGGCAGUUGGAGGCGUGCGUGUGCGGGCUGGUGCAGAUGGGAGCUGCUGAGCUGCCGCCGCAGCUGCUGCAGGCUUUUUUCUCCGUCACGUUACCCUCCUUGGGCGGCGCCUCCCCACAACGCAUUACCUCUCUGGUUUCGGCGCUUGCGGGAGCCAAGCCGCCAAUAGCCCCGGAACCCACAUGGCUAAAUGAGGUCGUGCAUGCCGUACGCAGCAACCUCCAGUCGUACACUCUCGUACAGCUGGAUGCAAUCACACGUGCAUUGGCGGUGUUUGUGGGUUUGGUUCCGGAGCAUGAGGCCGCUCGCAACCUGUUGGCUUAUCUUCGUGAAUUCUGUUUGUACGGUUAGGCUAGAAAGGCGAUACCAGAAAUCUUGACUUUGUGUCCAAUGAAGGUAUUGUCUGCACGUGAGGCGUUGACCUACCACGUUUUUUAUGCGCACGUUUACGGUUUAUGAGCUAUUGCAGCACGC